Messenger RNA from Aspergillus bombycis, 2181 nucleotides. Its product is annotated as glucose N-acetyltransferase 1. NCBI's taxonomy places the organism in Eukaryota, Fungi, Ascomycota, Eurotiomycetes, Eurotiales, Aspergillaceae. The record is from RefSeq and is a predicted model, not a curated record. Bases 1 to 2181 code for a protein of 726 amino acids. The transcript is spliced from 7 exons.
AUGGCGAUUAAGAAGGUGCCGAGACUCCCUCACCGCAGAGGCUCCCAAUCCUCCGAAGAUGACUUCUUCGAUAUCCCUGACGAACCAUGCCUGGCAAUCGCCAAGCGGCAACUGCGACGCAUUCGGGUAUGGGUGGUUUUCGCCUUCCUCGUCCUUUUUAUUUUAUGGCUCCGACGGGAACGUCCCCAACCUCCGGCACUGCCUCACAUAAAUUACGAUUUGGUGGACUGGUCCCGUUAUGCCUACAGCCAGUAUGCGACCUCUAGCGCCUAUCUGUGCAACGCCCUCAUGGUAUUCGAAGCCCUGCAACGGCUAGGAAGUCGGGCACAACGGGUAUUAUUCUUCCCUGAAGAUUGGGAUGUCAGUGUCGAAAGCGAGCGCGAUAGGGAUAGCCAGUUGUUGGCGAUGGCAAGAGAUAAAUACAAUGUGAUGCUGAUUCCCAUCAGCUUGGAGACCAUCAAACCGGGGGCAGGAUCCGGCGAGUCAUGGGAUAAGAGUAUCUCUAAAUUACUUGCCUUCGGCGAGAGCGAGUACGAUCGGAUAAUUCACCUCGACUCCGACGCCAACGUUCUGCAGAACAUGGAUGAGCUAUUUUUCCUUCCUCCGACCAAGGUUGCGAUGCCACGGGCGUAUUGGGAGCUUCCGGAUACCAAACAACUGUCAUCUCUGCUGAUUGUAAUCGAACCGUCCUACAAUGAAUAUAAUGCUCUGAUGGAGGCGGCGCUUCCGGCUAUAUACGGACAAAAAACGGUCAAUGCAUCAUCGACACAUCGAUACGAUAUGGAGUUAUUGAACGAACGUUAUGCCGAUUCCGCCACCGUGCUUCCACAUCGCCAGUAUGGCUUAGUGAGUGGCGAAUUCCGCAUUGAGGAUCACAGAAAUUUCCUGGGAAAUGACUAUGAGGUCUGGGAUCCGGAUAAAGCGCUAGCAGAAGCCAAACUUGUGCAUUUCUCAGAUUGGCCUUUGCCUAAACCGUGGGUUCUGUGGCCGCAGAAGUUGCUGGCUGAAAUGUUGCCCAAGUGUAAACACAACCCCGGCACACCCCAAGAAAGUGGGUGCCGUGAUCGAGAGGUGUGGAAGAGUAUCUAUCAUGACUUCCGGCGGCGGCGAAAGGACGUCUGCAAACUUCUGAGUUAUCCGGCCCCUGAUUGGCCUCCAACAGAGCAUUCUGAGUCUUCCGGCUCAAAUGAAUCUUCAGCUGCGAGCACUUCUGGUCCGACGGACAGCCUAUUCACUUUCAGCUGUUUACCAUUAACAACCCAACGGUCUGAUCCGAUCAUAUCUCCGGGAAAGCCUUCCUCACACACGCACGUCGUUGUAGGGGGCACGGCUUUUCAGAGGCUGAUGACAACCGAGACUGCUAAAAAUGCCAACGACACAACCUGUGAGGUUGCGCUAGACCGGAGCAAUUACUGGAUCCCACAAUUAUAUCAUCAGACGCGAGAUGGGUUUGAAACAAUCAAAUUUGAGAACAGCGCAAUAUAUUAUUUCAGUAGAGCAUGCGAUUAUUCCCCCAACGCAACAUCUUGCGAUGAUGCAGAAUACCCGCUGGCGCCACCCCCCGGGCUGCGCAUGGUUGCUGGGGAUUUAUUUCUCCGAACGUAUAACGAGACGAACUUCGCACAGCGGGCCAUCUCCCACAUGUGUAUAAAGGAUGAUGGAACUUCAAGCGAAACAAAACAUCUUCCCCAGCAACCAUGUCUGAAAUUGAGAUCGCAAGUAUUUUUUCCCUCAUGCUGGGAUGGGAAAGCUCUCGAUAGUCCAGACCACCAGAGCCACAUGGCCUAUCCCGCGGUUGGGGAUUAUAAUCAGGGUGUUUGCCCGGAGACCCAUCCGGUGGCUGUGUAUUCGAUAUUUAUGGAAUUUUUCUUCAACACGGAGCCGUUUCCAGACCAUGAGAAUUGGGUGUACGCUAUGGGCGACCCAACAGGAUAUGGUCUGCAUGGAGACUUUCUCAACGGCUGGACAGACCAGAACGCACUGCAGAACGCUAUGGCGACAUGUACGGGCCUGGAUGGGCUAAACGAUCCGGAAUGUUCGAUCACAAACAACCAAACAAGGGCACUGGCUCCAAUUACACAUUCUUUGGAUGUACCUCCACCGUUGGAGCAAUUGGGACAGCAUGGGCCUCUUGCUAAAUUACCAGGGAAUAACCCGAUAACAGGAUCCCACGAGCGGUAG